GAGGUUUUUUGUAUUUGCGGGAUUCUGUAAAACACUAAAACUCCUAUUUUCCUGUGCGGUCCUUGAACGCAGCAGCAGCAGAACAGAGAAAGGCGGUCACAGGCGCAGGCUGUUCUCGCCGCUGACGUCCCUCCCUGUCUCCGCCCUCUUUCUGUUGUCCCCGUGCCUCUCCGGAGGUGGAGAUCCCGUUUUCUGACGUCCUUUAUCGGUUUUUGAAGAAAGCAAAUUGUUAUGUUCGCUCUACGGGGAGGACGUCUGCGACCUGCCGGGACUUUUCGUUCACCGGCGGAGCGGAUGAGAAGAUCCAUGGGCGGACGGGACUGAGAGGAAGGGACGGGGUGGCUGCACGCCCGCCGCUGCCUUUGAUACAACUGCAGUUUGUCAUUGAUUUUUUUUCUUUCUUUUUUUCCACUUCGGUGUCUCCGUCGCUGCGCGGAAAUGCGGUCUCUGGGAGUUUCUAGUUCUUCGCGGAAGCUUUUUUUGACUUCGGUCACUCCAAAGAUGUCCCAUUAGUUAGCUAUCAGGAGUACACAAACCUCCGUUUUUCCUAAACUCCCAAAACCCUCCGCUUCUUCUCAUAAUCUUCAUCAUUUUUUUGGUCUUCUCCACCCGAACCUGGUGCAGCUCGUCCGCUUUUCUUCUCAGGAAUGAGGCGGUAGCAUCAGAGGGGGGUUUGGGUGAAAGUGAAGAGCCGGGGGGGUUGGGGGUCCGAUCCGGACUGGUUUUCUCCGUGGAGGGGCUGGGAGACGUAAGGUGGAUGUGUCUGAUCAGUUUGGUCACUGCCGGUGAUGCUGCCUUCACGGACCGUAACGAUGAGGAGGACAGACUGACCAGCGUCGAGCCGGUGGGAGUGAAAGCCAGGCCUGUUCGCCUUUAGUUUUUGUUUAUUUAGUGAAACCCAAAAAGGACUUUUAACUGUCGGACGGCGACGCACACUCAGGAACCAACAUGUCUUUACGUACGGCCCUGCCCGGUAACGAACGGAACCCGGAUCAUCAUACCUCCCUGUCGGCCAGCCGCUCAGAGAAAGGUACCGGUUGGUCGAGCCGCACGCUUGGCGCCCGGUGUCGGAACUCCAUCGCCUUCUGCUCCGACGAGCAGCCGCACAUCGGGAACUACCGGCUCCUCAAAACCAUCGGAAAAGGCAACUUCGCCAAAGUCAAGCUGGCUCGGCACAUCCUGACCGGCAAAGAGGUUGCGAUAAAGAUCAUCGAUAAAACUCAACUGAAUCCAACCAGCCUGCAAAAGCUGUUUCGAGAGGUUCGCAUCAUGAAAACUCUCAACCAUCCCAACAUCGUCCAGCUGUUUGAGGUGAUUGAGACGGAGAAAACCCUUUACCUGGUCAUGGAGUACGCCAGCGGAGGCGAAGUGUUUGACUACCUCGUGGCUCACGGCAGAAUGAAGGAGAAAGAAGCCAGAGCCAAGUUCAGACAGAUUGUCUCGGCCGUUCACUACUGUCACCAGAAGAACAUUGUUCACAGAGACUUAAAGGCGGAGAACUUGCUGUUAGACGCCGACUCCAACAUCAAAAUAGCUGACUUUGGUUUCAGUAAUGAAUUCACAGAAGGCAGCAAGCUGGACACUUUCUGCGGCUCGCCGCCGUACGCGGCUCCAGAGCUUUUCCAGGGGAAGAAGUACGACGGCCCGGAGGUGGACAUCUGGAGUCUGGGCGUCAUCCUGUACACGCUGGUCAGCGGCUCGCUGCCGUUCGACGGACAGAACCUGAAGGAGCUGCGGGAGCGGGUCCUGAGGGGGAAAUACCGUGUGCCGUUUUACAUGUCCACGGACUGUGAGGGGAUUCUGCGCCGCUUCCUAGUCCUCAACCCUGCCAAGCGCUGCUCGCUGGAGCAAAUAAUGAAAGAUAAGUGGAUAAACGUCGGUUAUGAGAGCGACGAGUUAAAGCCGCACAUCGAGCCAUCAGAGGACUUCACGGAUACGAACCGCAUCGAUGUGAUGGUGGGGAUGGGCUUUGGCAGAGACGACAUCAGAGACUCGCUGGUCAGUCACAAGUACAAUGAGAUCACUGCCACAUACCUGCUGCUGGGACGCAAGACCGAGGCGGAGGGGUCAGAGUCUCGCUCGGCCAGCAGCCUGAGCCUGGCUCGAGUUCGGCCCGGCACCAUUUCCAACGGGACGAGCAAGCACUCCACGUCCUCCACGUCCUCCGGUGCCGCCUCGUCGGGGCACAAGCCGCAGCGCAGCGCCUCGACGUACCAUCGGCAGAGACGACACUCUGACUUCUGUGGUCCCGCCGCUCCGGGGUCGGUGCUCCCCAAGCGAAGCCCCAGCGGCGCCAGCGAGGCAGUGGGGCUCAAAGAGGAGCGGCUGUCCGUACGUAAGCCGAGCACCACCACCGUGGGCUCCCGCAGCAUCCCCACGCCCUCCAGUCCCAUGGUCAGCUCCGCCCACAACCCAAACAAGGCCGAAAUCCCCGACCGGCGCAAGGAGGCCAUCUCAACCACGAAUAACAUCCCUGCCAGUGCCAUGACCCGGAGGAACACGUAUGUGUGUACGGACCGAUCCAACACCGACAGACUGCUGCAAAACGGCAAAGAAAACAGCACGCUGUCCCACCGCCUGCCCCCCGCCUCCCCCUCCAGCCACAGCAUCGCCGGCGCCUCCGGCGUCUCCUCCUCCUCCACGCCUUCGUCCCGCCUCACCAGAGGAUCCACAGUCAGGAGCACCUUCCACGGAGGGCAGAUCCGAGACCGCCGCCCCGCCUCCCACGCACCCCCGGCCUCCCCCACGCUGUCCCACGACUCCAGCCCGCUGCCCCACGGCAGAACCCGGGCCACCUCCAACCUCCUGAGCAAGCUCACCUCCAAGCUGACCCGCAGGGUCACAGACGAACCUGAGAGAAUCAGCAGAUCUCCGGUCACAAGUCGCCAUCUACCUGGGCAUCAGAAAGCGGCCGAGCCCCGGACCCCCCGAUGCGGCUGGGAUGUGAAGGUGCGGAGCGUCCGCGACCCGGCUGAGGUGGUGCUGGCGCUGCGCGAGGCGGCGCAGGGCUGCGGCUGCCAGGUCCACCUGGCCGGGCCUUUCCUCCUGUCCUGCACGCACGGAGCGGCCGGCGCCCGCGUGGCCUUCGAGGCCGAGGUCUGCCAGCUGCCCGGCGGGCUGGGCCACUGCAGCGGCGUGAGGUUCAGGCGCCUGUGGGGGGCACCGUUAGCCUUUAGGGACAUCGCCACCAAAGUGUCCAAGGAGCUGGAGCUCUGAGGGCAGCCGGGGGUGGGGUAGACAGACGGCAGACAGGACAGAGGUGGAGGAGGAGCAGGAAGCGCUCCCUCCUCCUUCCCUGUGCUCCACCUCUCCUGCUAUGGCUAGCGAUGCCUCACCUCCACCAAAACACCUCCUGCCUCUAAAUCCUCCGGUCACUGCCCGAAAACCGAAGCGCACACGUAGACAUGCUGCCGAAAUGACCUAAGGUGACCUGUGACCCCCGCUUAGCACUUGCUACCCCAUCCUGAAAGGAGCCCACAGAGCCGGACCGCUGUCCUGAGAACGAUGAGGAGCCACUCUUCGUUUCCCAGCUGUACUUUAUGUUAGUCAUCAUUCCUUUUUUAAAAGCUGCUAUUUAAAGAUGUUUUUUUUUCUGUUUACGUUUGGUUUCUUUAGUGCUUUUAAAAUGGACGGACUUUCACAACGAUUGGUGCCGAUGCCACGUGCACGCUCCAACCACUAGAGGGAGACAUGCAGAAAUGCAGGGACUCAAAGGAGCAUCAAGCCAAAUUUGUGAAACAGAGAAUCUGGGACUUUUGUGCUUUCCAAAGUGUUGAUAGCUGGAACGUGAGCUGCUUACAGAACGGAGAACCUCAGAGCUCAGAUCUUCUCCAAGACAAGAUGUCAGGUGACUGGAAGGGGUUUAACGUGACGCCAAGAUGGAGGUCCUCACUCUUAGCUGCUCGACUCCCACAUGUUUUAGCUAAUAGGUAUGAAGCCGCAGAAAGCCUGUUUUAACCAUUUGUUUCCUAAAUUCACCAUUUUAUUGUUGUGAGCGGGGCUAGCACAAACUGGCUUCUGUAUCCCCAUCACCUUCCUGAAGGCCAUCGUUUUUCAUCCAGGUUUUACUUUUUUCUUUCAGUUUUUUAUUUUUAUGUUUUAAUUUAUUGAUAAAAAAAUUGACUAAAA
Oryzias melastigma (Indian medaka) is the source of this 4128-nucleotide messenger RNA. RefSeq names its product microtubule affinity regulating kinase 4 (gene mark4b). Gene Ontology annotation, cellular component: cytoplasm. The record is from RefSeq and is a predicted model, not a curated record. Gene Ontology annotation, molecular function: protein serine/threonine kinase activity; tau-protein kinase activity; ATP binding. Gene Ontology annotation, biological process: intracellular signal transduction; microtubule cytoskeleton organization; protein phosphorylation. The coding region runs from base 949 to 3216 and encodes 755 amino acids. Lineage: Eukaryota; Metazoa; Chordata; Actinopteri; Beloniformes; Adrianichthyidae. The transcript is spliced from 17 exons.